UGCGAAAGUAACUCCAUGCCAACGUCCAGUGUAGCCCACAUUUGGACCUACUUCACGAAGGUCUUAUAUCGCUUGAGAGCCUAAUACAUCACGCUACGUUACCGGCCUCCAUGACGUUCAGAAUUGUACUCUCUGGUAAUGAACGUGGGUAUUUCUGCCCUGGAGAUCAUUUGAACGGGGUUGUGACUUUGGCUGCGCCUCGCGAAGGACAUGCAGAGUCUGUUUCAAUGUCAUUUUUUGGACGCUCAGUGGUUUUAAUUGCUCGUGCUGGAAGAAAACGAGCAAGUUCUUGCGGGUAUCUCUGCAGAAAACACAUCAUUCUUCUAAGAGGACUUCAUUUCUAUGCGGGGCAGACGUUCUUCUGGCCAUUCACUUUCCAAUUGCCUCGGCAUUCUACUUUUCUCUAUCGAGACGAAACCAAUACUACGAACGUCGACGGCGUCUUCAGUUGUGAAUCUCCUUGGAGGGGAUCUAGUGAUGCUGAAACGAUCCCUCUUCCGCCCAGCUUUUCCUACAAAGGGAAAUUCAACUGUCACGUUGAGUACGUCAUUCAGGCCAGAUUGAUUCAACCACCUAGUUCGCAUCUCCUUUCCGGCAUGGAUAUGACUGCAUACACGGAAAUUACGGUCCGUCCGCCUCUGCCAACAAUAGCUUUCUCUCCAGUGUCAACUCUUCCACGGUUCCAAUCACACCAUCAAACCUUUUUCUGCUCUUCAUCCCACAGAGCACAUCGAAUGCGCUCUCUUACACCGGAGCUUUUCGGGACAAGCAAUGGAGGCCUAGUUUCCUCACUCCCUCUCAAUAAUCUAUAUCUAUCGAUUCAUAUCUUGCUUCCGAACUUCAUCAAUCUCCAAGCACAAACUCCAGUCCCGGUAGCGGUCCGAGCGACACAUUCUAGCAAAGAUGGAUCCCAUUUUGGCAUUCAGAUACGGAGCCUAAGACUGGACCUCGUCUCGCAUACGAAAGUCCGCGCCAGAUCGGUACGAGCUUCUGAAUGCCGACGCAUCUGUCUAAUCGAGGAAAUAUGUAACAUCCCUGUUCAUCAGGCCGAUCCGCUAGAGCUUCAAAACUACGAUGGCAAAACUAAGUUCCACGGUAAUGAUGAAUAUUUUCGCUUCGUGACCGAGAGAGGGCUCGAGAUAACUUACCUUGACAAGUGUGCCACUAGUACAAUACUAGACAGGACGAAUCUCGUACCCGAAUUCUGCACAUACAAUAUUUUCCAGUCUUAUUCUCUGGAUGUGAAAUGUCAAAUGAAUUAUGGGAAAGAAAGACUUACCUGUACGGAAAAUGGAAUUCCCAUUCAGCUGGUCAAUUUCGAGUCAGAUACGCCUAGCACACUACUGAGCCGCGAAGAUCGUAGCCAGGUCACGGAUUUUGGCAACAAUACUCACGAAAACAACAUGUCAAGUGACAAUGAUGAUAUGAGUCUUUCGGAAACUAUUAUUCUGGAGUCCCCGCCAGCCUAUAGGGCUUCGGUCUCGCCACAAGAAAUCGGCAGCACUUAAAGUACGCAGCUCGAAUCUGGUCCAUAGUGAGAGACUUCUACCAGGGUUCAUUACUACUUCAGCUCUUCUUGAAUAGAUAAUUUUGCAAAGAAAAUAUCUUAACUGCGCAUAUAUCAAUCAGCGGGAAGCAGACCAUGCAAAAAAUCUAACGUCAUAGCGGAUGCGACGGAUUUAGAGUCGGACCAACUUCAAUUGCUACAGAUG
This is a messenger RNA of Exophiala oligosperma, 1712 nucleotides long. RefSeq lists its product as uncharacterized. The transcript has a single exon. Bases 111 to 1508 code for a protein of 465 amino acids. Lineage: Eukaryota; Fungi; Ascomycota; Eurotiomycetes; Chaetothyriales; Herpotrichiellaceae. The record is from RefSeq and is a predicted model, not a curated record.